Molecule: messenger RNA, 1399 nt
Organism: Saccostrea echinata
Lineage: Eukaryota; Metazoa; Mollusca; Bivalvia; Ostreida; Ostreidae
Exons: 6
Coding region: 73-1218 (381 amino acids)
Biological process (GO): biological process involved in interspecies interaction between organisms
Cellular component (GO): external side of plasma membrane
Molecular function (GO): carbohydrate binding
Source: RefSeq, a predicted model, not a curated record
AUCCAGCCAUUGAUUUUACUACAAAAGUGGAAAAUAUCUAGUCAUUGAAUUAACAAGUGGAUUUGUGUGAAAAUGGAGACGUUCUCAUCCUGGAAAUGUGGACUUUAUAUUCUAAUUGUAUACCGAGGAAUAUCAGGUCAGUUAUUGAAGCUGGACGACAUCAGAGUGUAUAGUCAGGCAGUGACCUGGAACGAAGCAAAAGACUUAUGUGAACAAGAAGGGCAGAAUAUGCUGACUUUAGACACACCAGAAAAAUUCAACGCCAUAACAAACUUAUUGUCUUCGGUGGACAUCGACCUUCUAACGGGGGAUUACUGGCUUGGACUUCAUGAUGUGAACAGUGGAAGCACCACGGCAUUUUAUUGGAACGACUGUCGACCAUUGGCUCAAUCGGAUUGGACGAUCUGGGACUCGGUGGGCAAUGAGCCUGACAAGCCAUCCACUCAGAGAUGUGUUAGGAUCUUUUUCGGCCAUUGGAGAACUGUAGACUGUAAUAUACCAAGACCAUACAUCUGCGAAACACAAAAAGCACCUUGUCCCUACCUCAGUCUACUCGAGACGGAUGUGAUACAAAAUUCAUCGGUCUCUUUGCUUGAAAUAGCAGCAGAUGUCGAGUCCUGCAAAGCGGUUUGUGACAACAUUUUUACAGCUGAUACAAGUUGUUGGGGAAUACUGAUACCAAGCAACAUCACGUCAUCGUGUAAUCUCAUAAUGGGGAGAGAAAAACCGAAAAGAAGGUCCACAACUGGUUUUAAUUUAUACAUAAAGAACUGCAUGAAAGUAAGUGUCGAUAACAAUAUUGUCGCUGUACAAAGCAGAAAAGAGACAUAUCCUGUUUCUACCUGUCCUGUGAUUGAUCGGGUUGUUGUGGAAAACAUCAGUGUCAUUUCCUGUCAAAACGUUCACUUUGGUAGUACUUUACGACCAACGUCUCAGAGUUCAGUUGUGACUCUCGACAAUGAUCACAUCACCACAACUCUUAGUUUUGGUACUCAGCAAGAAUUACUAUUAAGCAUUCGUAAUAUGAAGAACAGCCUGACGGUGAACAAGUCGGAAACCAGUACAGAGAUUCGAAAGAAGAUCAGUGUUUACGAGAGCAGAACUAGUGCCGUGUCUAUGGGGCUUAUUGGGACUAUUGUCAUUAUAGCAGUGGUACUGUUUCCGAUCGUAUCAGACAUCGCUUCCUUCAUUCAAAGACGUGGCAAAAGAAUUAUCUAACAAAUAUUAUUUCAGUGUGAGACAUGUGAAUGUUAUUUCUAAGAUUAUUUCACGCCACCUUAAUGCGACAAACACUGUACAUACAUGUACAUUAUAUUAAACUCGUCAUAGGUCAUAUACCUUUCAACUAUACACAAUUGUAAACACGAUUUUUUUCAUGUAUUCAUCUUUGAUAAUUUAU